Messenger RNA from Brienomyrus brachyistius, 3369 nucleotides. It is a transcript of the gene tmem184a, whose product is annotated as transmembrane protein 184a. Bases 528 to 1793 code for a protein of 421 amino acids. Gene Ontology annotation, molecular function: transporter activity. Gene Ontology annotation, cellular component: early endosome membrane. The transcript is spliced from 9 exons. The record is from RefSeq and is a predicted model, not a curated record. NCBI's taxonomy places the organism in Eukaryota, Metazoa, Chordata, Actinopteri, Osteoglossiformes, Mormyridae. Gene Ontology annotation, biological process: transport.
CGUGAUGAAGGCCAUGCACGGGUCACGUGAUCAGGGUCUGACGCUUGUUCUUCACCUGCUCGAUAUGUGCCCAACACUGUCGCGCAGGUGAAUUAACCGGCAGUUCGGAUUAAGUGGGCAUUACUUAGUAUAUACACGUGUAAAGCAAGAAGGGUCUAUAGAUGUAGCAUUUUGAUAGGAAGCUGGCUUUUAAAACACAAGUAAUGUUUUCUCUUUAAAUAGGUUUGCGGUCGGUAAAACGAGGAAGCAAAAUCUUUUGAUCGUAAGUGACAGGUCUCCGAAAGGCAGCCAUUACACCUGGCUGUGGCAUCUUUCGCGUUCGUCCGAGAUUAAGUCCGAGAGUGUUUUAAAUGCAAAGAUUGAUCGCAGAUUGGAGAUUUGUUUAUGGCGUGUACAGUUGUGCACUCCUGAGAGCAACAGGUGUAUUUUCUUCGUGAUGAAGUCUUUCUAAAAUCCAGUCACGAUCUAGUUAAAUCUUUAAACUUUGUUACGUUGUUAAAACGCUGGAGAGGAACUUGUACGAUAAGAUGAAUGGUUCUGAUUCUUGGACGGAAGCGAACACCACACCUGAGAUGGAUGUAAAAAUCCCCAGGCAAGAGUCAAAGCUUCUGGCUCACAUGCUGCCAAACAUGACAGACAUGAAAAACAUGACCUUCGUGCUGUCGGAGAACGGCUCCAUCGUGGAGGACGAGAUCUUCCUCAACACCGUGGCCGCCCAGGCCCUGUCGGGGGUCUUCGUUUGGUCUGCGCUACUCAUUACUUGCCACCAGAUCUACUUGCACCUGCGCUCCUAUACCGUCCCCAACGAGCAGCGCUACAUCAUCCGCAUCCUCUUCAUCGUCCCCAUCUACGCCUUCGACUCGUGGCUCAGCCUGCUCUUCAUCAGCAACGACCAAUACUACGUCUACUUCGAUUCCAUCCGUGACUGUUACGAAGCGUUUGUCAUAUACAACUUCCUGAGCCUCUCGUUCGAGUACCUGGGAGGGGAGAGUUCCAUCAUGGCUGAAAUCCGAGGGAAGCCCAUCCAGUCCAGCUGCCUGUACGGCACGUGCUGUUUGGGAGGGAGCAGCUAUUCCAUCGGGUUUCUGCGCUUCUGCAAACAGGCGACACUGCAGUUCUGUGUCGUGAAACCCACCAUGGCUGUCAUCACCAUCUUCCUUCAGGCUUUCGGCAAAUAUCACGACGGAGACUUUAAUGUCACCGGGGGCUACCUCUACAUCACCAUCAUCUACAACAUCUCCGUUAGCCUGGCUCUCUACGCCCUCUUCCUCUUCUACUUCGCCACUAGCGAGCUCCUGCGGCCAUACGAGCCUGUGCUGAAGUUCCUCACCAUCAAGUCCGUCAUUUUCCUCUCCUUCUGGCAAGGCAUGGUUCUGGCCAUCCUGGAGCGAUGUGGCGUCAUCCCGGAGGCGCUGGUCAUCGACGGGCACGAGGUGGGUGCCGGUACCGUGGCAGCAGGCUGGCAGAACUUCAUCAUCUGCAUCGAGAUGUUCUUCGCUGCCAUCGCCCUCCGUUACGCCUUCACCUGCACCGUGUACCGGGAGAAGGACAACAAGGCUCCAGCCAACGGGGCGCCCAUGCAGAGCAUCUCCAGCGGGCUGAAGGAGACCAUCAACCCUAACGACAUGGUGCAGGACGCCAUCCACAACUUCUCCCCAGCUUACCAGCAGUACACGCAGCAGUCCACCCAGGAGGUGGAGCAAAAUGGCAAAGCGACCACCGCUGUCGCAAGCUCCAAGAAGCCCAAGAAGAACGACAAGAUUAUGCUGAUCACUUCAGAUGAUGAGUUCUAGGGCCCUGGGGAUGUGGUGGGGGGGAGGGGCCGAGGCUGGUCACCUGACAUUAAGGGGAGCCUUCCAAGCCCAGCCGAUUGGUUCCCCUGCCUGUCGCCACAAAUGCCAUUGGCUAUCAGCCAAACCUGACUGGAGAGACUGAACUUUCAGCUCCAAAUUGGGAUGCAGAGGAGCCUUUUCUCCUUUCAGCGCCUACAGAUCUGAUGCUCAAGAGGACAACCCGCCAAGCAUGGGUGUUGAAGGCCAAGUAUUAUCUGCUGUGGUUCGAUGCUCUGCGUUUUGUGUACAGUCGGGAGGUUGUAGGGGCAUCAGGAAUCAGAAAAGAUACGUAGAGAAACCUUUGCGCUGAUUUAUAAUGCAAUGUUGGACCUCGGUAAUGGUUUUUACAGCAGUAAAUUAACGGUGGACUUUGAGCAUAGGAUCGAAAAUCAUUCUUCCCCUCAAGGGUCAAAGCUAUGAGACCAUGCACUAGUAAAGCACCGCGUAAUAGGCAUGCAAUUUUUUUCCCCUCAUUAUUUAAUUUUAAUGAUAUUUCUUUUAAAUUUUGCACAAGCUAUGUAUGUAUGGAUUAAACAAACUUCCUGUUAAUGAACACCUGUCCUGUUUAUAAAGAAGUUUUCAUUUUUAAUUUUAUGACGCGAGAUUGCCGCAACGCAUUCCUCAUAUGUCUGUCAUGGGAAAAAUUGCUUUAGUUCUGAUGGCUCACGUUAAGAUGGAUUUCGUCAUUCUGUGCCGUAAAUGUGCAUGUAAAAAUGCGUUUAUUGACAGGAAAGUGCGCAUCACACCAGUUCCACAAGGACUCGUCCUGCUUGGUUUGAAAAAACACGGUUACCUCAGAACUAAUUUGGGAAUUAAGUUGGAAAGGGAGAAUCUUUUUAGACAUAUCUUCCACCUUUGACCUUUUAUAUAAUUUUUCUUUACUCCGCUAAUGCAGCUUGUCACUUAGUUGUGUGGUGUGAUAUUCUAAAUUCUUGUUUAGCAUAACAUAUCCCUGAUGCAUUAAGGUGCAAGUCUGUAUAUGCUUAAUAUAUCGAAGCUUUAAAUGCUGAGAAAUCAGGUGUUAAUGGUGACGUGACAGGACUCCACCACAGGAUUUAUGCAUAUUGCAGUAUUUCUACAAGCGUUGUGUACAAGCUAUUUUAAUUCACUGUGUCACUAACUUUUUUUGUUUCAUUCACACUGGUGCCAACGACAGCCGCCGUGUGCGAGCUGGAAUCGCGAGGUAGGGGUGGGGCUGUCAAAAGUUGGUUCGGCGUUCCUGUGUGGGACUCAGGGCAGGGGUUCCCAACCACCCCCCCCCCCCCCAACCAACCCUGUCUGUGGCUGCCUUUCUUUUUCCAGAGCCGAAAUGCAUCCCAAGAAAUGACAUCCACCCCCCAAAAAAAGACAAAUAAAAAGUAAACCAAAUUAAGCAGUGGAAUUAAGCCCACAUGAAUGGCUUCUGGGAUAGUAACCCUUCUUGGAAACUAGAGAGACUCAGAAUUAAGGUGGCCUCUUUCCACAGAUAUAGCCUCGUCUGAUCAUCUGUUGUAAAAUAUUGUUUACUUGUAUGUGCACAAUAAAACAUUUUAAACAA